AUGAUCAGAAACUCUGGAAAUUUUGUAGAAGCUUAUUAUUAUUAUGAGAAUAAUAAUAUAUCAACUUACUCUACCUCUACUAUUGAUAGUGAUGACUAAACUGAAAGAAGAAGAAUGAAUUCUUCACCUACAUUAGCUGCUAUAAGUGGGUAGUAUCCUCUCAGCUACUUGCAAAUAUCUGAAAUUCAAGCCAAGAAUGCAUUAGAUUCUUCUGCAAGCAAUUACUAUAAUUAAUAGAUUAACAUUUCUUCUUUGAAUAAUAAUUGUGUUAAUUUUACAUAAAAUGAAAUUAGAAACAAUAACUUAUAGCAAUCUUUAAAAUUAGAUGAAGGCAAUGAUGGAUAAAAAUCUCCUGAUUCCAAUAAUGGUAAAAAGUAAACUGAUUAAACUAAAUAUAAAACUGAACUUUGCAACACAUUCACUAUAACUGGUCAUUGUGAUUAUGGCGCAAAGUGCAGAUUUGCUCAUGGUAAAGAUGAGCUUCAAAAGAAGCCAUCUAUAACUAAUAACAAUUUUAGAACUAAAUAUUGCAAGGCCUUCCAUGAAAAAAUGUAUUGUCCUUAUGGAUAGAGAUGCCACUUUUUACAUGAUGUUCGCUCUCUCAUUUAAAUUUAAAGCAAGAAAGUUUAUUAAAAAAAAUUAAUUUUAGAUUAAAGCUUAAUGCAAAAAAAUACUAAUUAAAAAUUAACUUCACGUUUACCUAUUUUCAAUUACAUUUGCUCAAGCAAUAAUUAAUUUAGUUGUUCAACAUCUAAAUGA
Tetrahymena thermophila SB210 is the source of this 759-nucleotide messenger RNA. RefSeq names its product zinc finger C-x8-C-x5-C-x3-H type protein. The record is from RefSeq and is a predicted model, not a curated record. NCBI's taxonomy places the organism in Eukaryota, Ciliophora, Oligohymenophorea, Hymenostomatida, Tetrahymenidae. The transcript has a single exon. Gene Ontology annotation, molecular function: mRNA binding; metal ion binding.